GUCAUAGAGCAGUAGAACACAGUCUCCCUUGUGCCUCUCAGUAUUAAAUGUCUGCUUGUCUUUUUAUUUCUUUUUUUUAAUAAUGGGCAGCUUAAAAAUAAGAGACUAUGACAGCAUCACAUCUUUUCUUGGAUCUUGGGGAGCCUUUCAGCGAAGGAUUUUUUUAGCACUAGCGAUCAGCAUCCUACCAAAUGGGUUUGUUGGCAUCUAUAUAGUAUUUGUAGCUGAUACCCCACCUCAUGAGUGCUAUAUCCCUGGAAACUACAGCAUCAAAGACAUGUGGAGAAAUGUGACGAUUCCACUGGAAACAGUUGAUGGCAUUGCAAAGCGCAGCUCUUGCUCACGGCUUAACCUGGAAAUCGUCAGGAACUACUCUCAAAGAAAUAUCAUCCCAAAUGUGGACGUGAAUGUGAGUGAAAUUCCUUUGGAGAGUUGUCUGGAUGGGUGGACAUACAGCAAGGAAAUCUACCAGUCAACCAUUGUCACAGAGUGGGACUUGGUAUGCGAGAAUGGAUACAAAUCUCCGCUGACAACUUCUAUCCAUUACAUUGGUGUGCUAGUGGGAGCCUUUGUCUCAGGCCAGAUUUCUGACAGGUUUGGAAGGAGGCCAGCUCUCUUUCUCAUGAUGGCUCUUCAGAAUGUGGCGAUCACAGCGCAGAUAUUCUCCCCGAGCUGGGAGAUCUUCACCCUCAUGUUCUUCUUCGCGGGUGCAGGGGGAUUCUCCAACUAUACCAUUGCAUAUGUGCUGGGUACAGAAACUCUAAGCCCAAAAGCCAGAGUGGUCUUCUGCUCCCUUGGGGUUUUUAUGAGCUCUGCUUUGGGGUAUAUGGCAAUGCCAGCUGUGGCUUACUUCCUCCGUGAAUGGCGGUUACUGCUGAUACCCAUGGCUGCCUCUGGCCUGAUCUACAUCCCUCUGUGGUGGUUGGUCCCGGAGUCUCCUCGCUGGCUGCUCUAUCAGGGAAGAUUGAAAGAGGCUGAGGCCAUACUGAGAGACGCCGCCAAGGCAAAUAACAUAGAGGCUCCGCAGGACAUUUUUACACAAGAUGAGGUCGAAGAUGCACUGGCUAUGAAAGACAAGAAAUACAACAUUUGGGUUAUCCUGAGCAGCUGCAAUGUGUUCUCUGUUAUAUUACUGUGUUCAUUUCUCUGGAUCAUCAUCACCAUAAGUUACUAUGCUUUAAUCCUCAACACUUCUAACCUGCACGGCGACCCUUACAUGAACUGCUUCUUGUCUGCUGUGACAGAAGUGCCAGCUUACAUAAUUGCCUUAUUACUACUCCAGUACUGUUCCAGGCACAUCUGCCAAUCUUCUACACUCUUCCUUGGAGGUGUUAUGAUCCUCUGUGUUCAACUCAUUCCAAUAGAUUUACCAGGUGUGGCUGUGUUUCUUGAGAUGUUGGGGAAGUUUGGCAUUACAUCCGCAUUUUGUGUGGUGUAUGCGGUUUCAUCAGAGCUUGUCCCCACUGUUAUCAGAAAUACAGCAAUGGGGUGUUGUUCCAUGGCUGCUCGUGUCGGAACCAUCGUCUCUCCCUUUAUCAUUUAUCUGGGACAAUACUACAAGGCACUGCCAUACAUAUUGAUGGGAUGUUUAGCCAUUUCUGGUGCCUUCUUAUGUCUCCUGCUGCCAGAAACAUAUGGGAAGGCUUUGCCAGAGACCAUAUCACAAAUGCAGCCGAUAUACGGGAGGAGAGGAAAAAAAGAAAAGGAAGCUGAAAAUGAGGAGUACACAGCUGAUUAUCAGAGUAAAGAAUCCAGGUUGUAGUUUUGUUUUGUUCUGUGUGUCAAAGAUACUGUUAUGAAAACAUAGUCAUAGAGUGUAACUACACAUGAUACAUUUAAACGCCAUACUUGCUGUAUUAAGUGUAUUAUUGUAACUGCAUCUGUAACCUAUUAAACUCACCAUGGAGACUGUUA
Dicentrarchus labrax (European seabass) is the source of this 1914-nucleotide messenger RNA. Its product is annotated as solute carrier family 22 member 4-like. Lineage: Eukaryota; Metazoa; Chordata; Actinopteri; Moronidae. The record is from RefSeq and is a predicted model, not a curated record. Bases 83 to 1762 code for a protein of 559 amino acids. The transcript is spliced from 10 exons. Gene Ontology annotation, cellular component: membrane. Gene Ontology annotation, biological process: transmembrane transport. Gene Ontology annotation, molecular function: transmembrane transporter activity.